UUUGCCAAAGAAGCGCCUUCAAGAAACAACGGCGUUUCUGAAAUUCCAUCGUCGUUCAGACGAAAGGAGAAAGUAAAAAUCAAAAUCGUUUUUAAGAGAAAGAAAAUACGUGCGUUGUUGGAGUGAAGGGAACUUCCAAACUCUAAUCCAAUUAUAGACUAAAUUAUCUAAUCCCUGUUAAUGGGUAAUCAUAAAACAUUAGCCUGAAAGCCUUACAUAAUUUAUUUCCUUGGUGAAAUCUUUAGAAGACUACGAAGAAGAAUUUUCAAGAAAUGGUCCAACUUGAUGAGGACCCAGAGUCAAAAUCAUCAUCGCCGUAUAAAUGGUUGAAUAACUUUCACCGUGAUCUGAUGGCGGGGGCGGUGAUGGGCGGUGUAGUGCACACGAUUGUGGCCCCAAUCGAGAGGGCCAAACUAUUGUUGCAGACCCAAGACAGCAACCUGGCCAUUGUUGGGACUGGACGGAGAAAAUUUAAGGGUUUGCUUGAUUGUAUUGUCCGCACAGUCCGUGAAGAAGGCAUUUUGUCUCUUUGGAGAGGCAAUGGCAGUAGUGUGCUUCGUUAUUACCCUUCUGUUGCGCUUAAUUUCUCUCUCAAGGAUCUUUACAGGAAUAUUUUAAGGAAUAGCAACGCUCAUGCUGGUAAUUUUGUGUCUGGUACACCUGCCAAUUUCAUUGCUGGGGCUGCAGCUGGUUGUACAACAUUGAUCUUAAUCUACCCACUUGAUAUUGCACACACCCGCCUUGCUGCUGACAUUGGCAGAAGUGAAGCCCGUCAAUUCCGAGGCUUUUACCAUUUCCUGACAACCAUAAUCAAGAAAGAUGGGAUUCGAGGGGUUUAUAGAGGGCUACCUGCAUCUUUACAAGGGAUGGUUGUUCACCGGGGCCUAUACUUUGGGGGCUUUGAUACAAUGAAGGAGGUUUUGUCCAAAGACUCCAAACCUGAAUUGGCAUUAUGGAAGCGUUGGGUUGUGGCUCAGGCUGUCACAACAUCUGCCGGGUUGUUGUCAUAUCCAUUGGAUACAGUUCGCAGGCGGAUGAUGAUGCAGUCUGGUUUGGAGAAACCAAUGUACUUGAGCACACUGGACUGCUGGAGGACAAUUUAUAGGAAAGAGGGUGUGACUUCAUUUUAUCGUGGAGCAGUUUCGAACAUGUUUCGAAGUACCGGUGCUGCUGCAAUUUUGGUCCUGUAUGAUGAGAUCAAGAAGUUCAUGAACUGGGGCGGAUUAUAACAGGAGCCAAAUUUUGCCACUUUUUUUCGUAUAUUCUCACCAGAAGAAUUAGAUAGAAGGUUUUAAGAAUUGGAGGAAAACAUUGUAAAGCGCAAAUGAGUUAGAUACACACUCUAGAUGACAUUCAUUUGCCACGUUAUUCUUUUAGACUCUGUCAAUUGACACCACAAUUGUUUCGUUAACAAAUAAAAUUGAAUAUGUCUAAUUUGGUAA
Molecule: messenger RNA, 1442 nt
Organism: Mangifera indica (mango)
Lineage: Eukaryota; Viridiplantae; Streptophyta; Magnoliopsida; Sapindales; Anacardiaceae
Product: probable ADP,ATP carrier protein At5g56450
Exons: 2
Coding region: 273-1229 (318 amino acids)
Biological process (GO): mitochondrial ADP transmembrane transport; mitochondrial ATP transmembrane transport
Cellular component (GO): mitochondrial inner membrane
Molecular function (GO): ATP:ADP antiporter activity
Source: RefSeq, a predicted model, not a curated record